GUGGCUGGUGUGAGUAAGCAGCUUGCUGAUGUCAGACAGCCGCCGGUACCGCGCUGCUGCCGCUGCUCUCCUCACUUUCUCCAGUGCCUGCAUCCACGGGAGUAGCUUAUUUCAGCCUCUGCUCCAGCACAUCCAACUGAGCUGAGCCAGUCCGACCCGAGCCAAAUCCUCGCCCCGGGGAGAGAAAGGUUUUACCCUGUCUGAGGAGGUUGCUGCUGCUGUUACUCCACGUCCAGGCCUCCCCCGCCCUCCCCCCCCCUCUGCCAGCCACAGAAGCGUUGGCCCGAUUCCAGGGAGGCUCCGAUCCUGCAGCCACGUCAAUCACGUCUUCACCGCUGGCUGCGGGGCGGCCCUCGUGGCCAGGAUGCCACUGUGUGCCGUGCCAGUCCACAGCGGACGGUGAGGGGCCGGAGGAGGGGACGGAGUGCAGGAGAUUGAAGGGAGGCGGCCCGCACCAAAUGGGAGAGAUGAACCUCUGCUGGAACGAGAUCAAACGCAAGUCCCACAACAUCCGGGUGCGUCUAGAGGCCUUCUCAGACAACAGUGGGAAGCUGCAGCUCUCUCUGCAGGAGAUCAUAGAAUGGCUGACAGCCAAGGACGAGGAGCUGUCGGCGCAGCUGCCCAUAGGAGGCGACGUGGGGGCCGUCCAGCACCAGAGAGAGUUCAACCAGGCCUUCAUGGAAGAUAUCAAGUCGCGCGGGCCGUUCAUCUACUCAGUCUUGGAGUCUGCCCAGGCCUUUCUGGCUCAGCAUCCCUUCCAGGAACCAGAGGAGACCCUGGCCGAUGGAAAAGAGGUGUCUCCGCGCCGGCGAAUCCUAAAUGUGAGCCGCUCGGUGUGGAAGCAGGCGAACGUGGCCAGUGAUCUGUGGGAGAAGCUGACGGCUCGCUGUGUGGACCGCCAUAGACACAUGGAGAUGACACUUGAGCGUCUCCUGCAGACCCAGGCAGCAAUGGAGGAGCUAGCAGUCGCCCUGGAGCAGGCGGAGGGGGUGCGGGCCGCCUGGGAACCCGUCGGAGACCUCUUCAUCGACUCUCUGCAGGACCACAUCGACGCCACCAAGUUAUUUAAGGAGGAGCUGACCCAGGUGAAGGAGGGCAUGAAGCACAUCAAUGAGCUUGCCCACCAGCUGGCUCUCUCAGAUGUACAUUUGUCGAUGGAUAACGCCCGAGCCCUGGAGCAUCUCAACAGCAGAUGGAAAGUGCUGCAGGCUUCCAUAGAGGAGCGGCUGAAGCAGCUCCAGGAUGCACAUAGAGACUUUGGCCCCGGAUCCCAGCACUUCCUUUCUAGUUCAGUGCAGAUACCCUGGGAGCGUGCAAUCUCCCCAAACAAAGUGCCCUACUACAUCAACCAUCAGGCCCAGACAACGUGCUGGGACCAUCCAAAGAUGACAGAACUCUACCAAGCGCUGGCGGAUAUGAACAACAUCAAGUUCUCUGCAUACAGAACAGCCAUGAAGCUGCGGAAAGUUCAGAAGGCUCUGAGAUUGGAUUUGGUGGCGCUGAGCAGCCUCGUGGACGUGUUUCGGGAGCAGGAGCUGCAGCAGGGGGAGCAUGUGAUGGACGUGGUGGAGAUGAUCCACGGUCUGACGUCUCUGUACGAGAAGCUGGAGGAGGAGAGGUCCAUCCUGGUCAACAUUCCUCUUUGCGUCGACAUGUGUCUCAACUGGCUGCUCAACGUCUACGACAGUGCUCGUAAUGGCAAAAUGCGUGCUCUCAGCUUCAAGAUGGGAUUGGUGAGCUUGUGCAAUGCAGACGUCCAAGAGAAGUAUAAAUAUUUAUUCCGUCAGGUGUCUGGUGCAGGAGGUUUGACCGACCAGCGUCACCUCAGCCUGCUGCUCCAUGAAGCCAUCCAGAUCCCCCGACAGUUGGGGGAAGUCGCUGCUUUCGGGGGCAGCAACGUGGAGCCCAGCGUCCGCAGCUGCUUCCGCGUGGCCCCUGGGAAACCUGCCAUCGAGGUGUCUCACUUCCUGGAGUGGAUGAGCCUGGAGCCCCAGUCGAUGGUUUGGCUGCCUGUCCUCCACCGUGUGGCCGCUGCAGAAUCCACCAAGCACCAGGCCAAAUGCUACGUCUGCAAACAGUGUCCCAUCAAAGGCUUCAGGUAG
Messenger RNA from Notothenia coriiceps (black rockcod), 2102 nucleotides. It is a transcript of the gene drp2, whose product is annotated as dystrophin related protein 2. The coding region runs from base 459 to 2102 and encodes 547 amino acids. The record is from RefSeq and is a predicted model, not a curated record. Gene Ontology annotation, biological process: synaptic signaling. Gene Ontology annotation, molecular function: protein binding. Gene Ontology annotation, cellular component: plasma membrane. Lineage: Eukaryota; Metazoa; Chordata; Actinopteri; Perciformes; Nototheniidae. The transcript has 16 exons.